Glarea lozoyensis ATCC 20868 is the source of this 1083-nucleotide messenger RNA. RefSeq names its product NAD(P)-binding Rossmann-fold containing protein. The transcript is spliced from 2 exons. The coding region runs from base 1 to 1083 and encodes 360 amino acids. The record is from RefSeq and is a predicted model, not a curated record. Lineage: Eukaryota; Fungi; Ascomycota; Leotiomycetes; Helotiales; Helotiaceae.
AUGUCUCUACCCAAAAUAUCAAAAAUCUUUAUCAUAGGCGGAACCGGUGCUCAAGGCCUACCCGUCAUCAAAUCCCUCGUCGCCGACAAGAAAUACUCCGUUAGAGUCCUAACUCGCGACCCAAACUCCGCUAGAGCCAAAUCUCUUCUCGCUCUCGGCAAUGUCGAGCUUCACGAAGGAACCUUCGCCGACGAAGAAAUUCUUCGCUCCGGCUUCCAAGGUUGCGAUGGUGCGUUCGUGAACAUCGACGGUUUCAACACCGGCGAGAAGUCUGAAAUAUAUUGGGCAAUUCGAGCGUACGAAAUCGCAUUGCAAUCCGGGAUCAAGUUUUACGUCUAUGGCAAUUUGGAUUACGCAUCUAAGAAAAGUGGGUAUGAUCCGAAAUACCGUGCUGGGCAUUAUGAUGGGAAAGGCAGAAUUGGAGAGUGGAUUGUGUUUCAGAAUCAGGUGAAUAGAGAGAAGAUGGGAGCUGCGUUGUUUACGACUGGACCUUAUAUUGAUAUGGCAAUUGCAGCCAAGACGAUCAUGACGCCAACUGUUGAAAAUGGUGUUGUUACUUGGAGACUGCCUAUGGGCACUGGAAGUAUGCUUGCGGUGGCUCUUGAAGAUUGUGGGGUGUAUGUUCGCUGGCUUUUCGAUAAUCGAGAAAGAAGCAAUGGGAUGGACUUGGAAAUCGCAAUUGAGGAUGUGAAAUGGGCCCAUUUUGCCAAAGCUUUUGAGGAAGUGACUGGACAUCCAGCGAAGUAUAUCGAUACGAGUUUGGAAGACUACUGGAAGGAAAGAGAGACUUUCGGGCAGAUGCCAGCUGGGUAUAACGCUGUUCCAAACGACAAGAGUACUAUGAAUGUUAAGGAUAACUUCACUGGCUUUUGGAAUGUUUGGAAGUACAGUCUUCUUAAGCGAGACUACAACAUCCUUGACGAGAUCCACCCAACGAGAAUCAAGACUGCUGAGGAGUGGCUUCGUAUGGAGGAUAAGAAAGGGAUUGAGGAUGGAAAAGGUACACUCUGGGACAGAAUACAAGGUGAAAACCUUAUUCCUAUCUUGAAGAUUGGCGAGGACAAUUGGGGUGGAAAAUUGUGA